GCUUGUUUGCGCGUGUGUGGAACUAAAAUGCGGAGGGUCACCGGCCUGCUGCUCAUGCUCAUCGUCACCCUCGGACAGACGGAGAAGCCCCUGUCCCCGGGCGGGAAGAUGUUCUCAGCCUACUUCACUCAACUCAGCCGGGAGCGCAGGAGCGUCAGCGGUCCGCGGCGCAGCGACGCGCCUGCGGCUCCGCUGGAGCGCCUCUCCCCGGACGACGUGUUCCUGGCGGUGAAGAGCACCGCGAGGUUCCACCGGCCCAGACUGGAGCUGCUGCUGGACACAUGGAUCUCCAGGAACACGCGGCAGACCUUCGUGUUCACGGACGCCGAGGAUGAGGAGCUGAGGAAGAGGAUGGGGAACCAUCUGAUCAACACCAACUGCUCCGCAGCGCACAACCGCCAGGCUCUGUCGUGCAAGAUGUCGCAGGAGUUCAACAUGUUCCUCAAGUCGGGGACAAAAUGGUUUUGCCACCUGGAUGAUGACAACUACAUCAACACCGGCGCCCUCAGGAGGCUUUUGGCGCAGUACCACCACACACAGGAUGUUUACAUCGGUCGGCCGAGCCUGGAGCGUCCGAUCGAUGCCGAGGAAAUGCAUGGUUCAACGGAGACGAAGCAGGUGAGAUUCUGGUUCGCAACUGGAGGUGCUGGAUUCUGUCUGAGCCGAGGCCUGGCGCUGAAGAUGCAACCCUGGGCCAGCGACGGCGCUUUCAUGGCCACGUCCGAGCGCAUUCGCCUGCCGGACGACUGCACCGUGGGUUACAUCGUGGAGGCGCUGCUGGGAGGCCACCUGACCCGCUCGCCGCUGUUCCACUCCCACCUGGAGAACCUGGGGCUGGUGUCCGACGUCCACCACCAGGUGACGCUGAGUUACGGAGGCGGUGAAGAGCGUCGGAACACAGUCAGCCUGAGGGGGCCCUUUUCAUUAGGUGAUGACCCCACAAGGUUCAGGUCGGUCCAUUGUGUGCUGUAUCCAGACACCUCAUGGUGCCCGGGACCCAGACAGCACCUCCCCUCUCUGUGAGCUGGGACAACAGGUGCACCUCCCCUCUCACGGCCGUGAGCGCCAUCAGGUGUCAGAGAUUUCCCUGGCAACUCUUCAGCCCUCAAAACUUCCAUGCAUCUUCCUGUCGUGUCCAUUACAGGACAACAAAGGAGUUCCAUCAUUGAUAGUUGCAAUUUUGCUGGGAUCAGCAGAGGUGGGCCUCCAGGAUCACGGACCCACUUCAGCUGACGGAUCCUUCACGAGGAGGAUCACUUUGAUGCACCUUUAAUAAUAGGAAGGAUGUGGACCUCGACCUUACUGCUCCAGAUGCUCUCAGAUUCAGAGCUUUUCAGGCGCAAACAGCGGCAGAUAAAAGUGGUUGACAUAAAUACGUCACAGGUUAUAUGGGACUCUCCCUGCACCUCUUAGUUCCAGGCAUGUCAAGGUGUGAAGAGACGAAGGCAAAUGCGACGGCCCAGAAAACCUCCUGAGGCCUGUGGACUCCGGCAUGACCUCAGCACUCAGGACGGUCUUCGCCUUUUUGGAAGAACCUUGCUCAGAAGCGGUUCAGUCUUUGACGUCUGUCCCGAACUGUGGUGCUCCCAGCCACCUUCAGCCUGGCAGGACAUUGACCUGUCCUCCAGGUCAAAGAGAUCAACUUGUGCAGUCGGGACCAGACGCUUCGAGCCCCUGGAUUAAAGUGUAACGCAAGAGGAAUCAAAAGUCCAAGCUAACGUUCGGUGUAAAUGAAGUCUUUUUCAAACCAGUCGUGUCCAACGCCUGUAAAAUGACUCACAUUGAGUCGGCGCUAUUGACCUUUGACAGGAAGUGAUGUAUCGACUGAACGAAUGUGCUUUCCAGUAUCUGGAUAAACAGUAAGUGAAAUAAAUGUGU
Messenger RNA from Synchiropus splendidus (mandarinfish), 1878 nucleotides. RefSeq names its product beta-1,3-N-acetylglucosaminyltransferase lunatic fringe-like. NCBI's taxonomy places the organism in Eukaryota, Metazoa, Chordata, Actinopteri, Syngnathiformes, Callionymidae. The transcript has 8 exons. Gene Ontology annotation, cellular component: membrane. The record is from RefSeq and is a predicted model, not a curated record. Gene Ontology annotation, molecular function: O-fucosylpeptide 3-beta-N-acetylglucosaminyltransferase activity. Bases 28 to 1023 code for a protein of 331 amino acids. Gene Ontology annotation, biological process: regulation of Notch signaling pathway.